Molecule: messenger RNA, 3584 nt
Organism: Phalacrocorax carbo (great cormorant)
Lineage: Eukaryota; Metazoa; Chordata; Aves; Suliformes; Phalacrocoracidae
Source: RefSeq, a predicted model, not a curated record
CCGCGCUCGGGGGUCCCAGGGGGCGCCGUGGUGUUGGGGGGAGCGGGCGCCUUCGGCGUAGGAAGCCCGUCCCCGUUCCCCGUGGCGCGUCGCGUCGCAUCCGCGUCGGCAGCGGUUCAGGGCACCCCCAGGGUGCGGUGGCUCAUCAGCUUUAUUGCCUUUUUUUCGGUGUUUUUUUGUUAAUCUGUCAUUUUUUCAGCUGUGGAAAGGCUUUUCGGGCAGAAAGUAUGCAAGAAGAGGAGCAAGAAAGUAUCAAAACUUAGCUCCCGCAGGCCUUAAAGGCAAGAGCAGUGUGUUUUUUCCCAAAAUAACAACAAAAAAAACCCAUUCCCCAGCAAAAGCAGGGCUGGUGGGCGAUGGAAACGCUCAGUGUCGGCUGCUCUUGUUGCUUUUAUCACCCAGCCGAGUGAUACCCACGGGCAGUGGGACGUCACUCGCUGGGACAGAGCUCGUGUCGUUCGCUGGGCUUUGUGCCGCUCUUCGGCAGGCAAUUUGCUUGUGUCAACACAGAAAAGGUCAGGGACGAUCUCUGGUCUUGAGAGAUUCCUGUGGACCUUCCCUGUGGAAAUGAAUGAAACAGCCACUCUCUUCAUCUGUUAUCUUAAAAAAUACCCACUGGCCACGGUUGCCAUUCCUGGGCCGCCCUAUCGCUGGCGAGACAACCGAGGGCUUGGGUGUAGCUGGGAUUUCUGGCUGUUCUCCUGUGGUUUUAAGGCUAGUGGAAAGUUUCUGCCAUGCCUAAAGCUGGGAUCGUACGUCCCUCUUCGUAGCCGUGUCAGUCCUGCCCAAGGAUUUACGCUUGCUUCGUCCUGUCGGGAGGGUUAACCUUGAUGUGUCGCUGCAGCUGGGAACCUGACCUCUGAAUUUUUACAGUUUUCUUGGAAAAUGAGAGCCCGAGGCUUGGCAUCGUCUUGCAGAAGAAGUUCUGUCCCGAUGGCCGUGGAUGUGGGAAAAUCACUUUCUGAAGCCUCACUGAGCAGGCAGGCCAAGGGCGAUGGUAGGUGGGACUGCGCAGAGAUGGAGACAGACUACCCAGAGCUAGCAGACAGCCUGCGCCGGCUUUUAGGGCCAGAAGAAGCCAAGCCCUGCCCGCAAGGGACAAAGAGUGUGGCAAUGAGCAGAUGCAGUCGCUUGACCACUGGUGUUACCCAGGGGGACUCAAGCUACCGCCAAGAAGUGUCUUCAGCAUCUGCAUCCAGAUUUCCCAGAGCAAGAGCCAGCCUCUUGGAGACAGAGACGUUAAUUUAUAGAGCUGCCGACAGUGAUGUGCCUCGUCAUGUUAGCCACCAGUUCCUCUCCUCAGAAGAGCAGCAGCAGGUGAAGGCAUCAGGCUGUUGGGAGGCAGCAUCCAGCCCUCCCAGCCGGUGCAGCUCUGCAGAGGAGAGCAGCCUUGCUGGUGCCUGCCAUGAUGCCCGUGCCAGCCGGCAGAGCCGAAGGCUGGGAGCUCAAUCCCCAUUUUCCUCCACCCCAGAGCCCCUGCGGCCCCAAACCCAAACCAGCCCCGAGAGUGCCUUGCGGAGCUGCUCCGCAUUGAGCUUCUCCACUCUGUCUUCAGAAGAAAACGGCCUCUCCGAAGAGCCGUCCCAAAGCUUGCUGGCCAGCACGGACGUGCGGUCUCCUGCAACCACUGCCGCCCGGGACCUGUGCUGUCGGUGGGGUGCGGCAGAAGGCAGGGCGCCGCGGGCACGUAAGCUCUUCAGUCCUCUGCUUCAUGACCACAGCACAGUGGAUUGCAUCAGAGAGAUGUCAUCCUACCAAGCCGAUUACUGGGCGUGUGCCAUACCGGAUUCAUUACCCCCAUCUCCAGACCGUCACUCGCCCCACUGGAACCCCAAUAAAGAGUACGAGGACUUGCUGGAUUAUGCUUAUCCACUGAAGCCAAGAUACAAGCUGGGAAAGAUGCCGGAGCCUUUCUUCCGUGACUCAGGAAUAGGUUUGGACAGCUUUUCACUUUCCCCCGAGGGCACGUCAAGGUCCACCAGCAUCUACAGCCGCAGUGGGCAGGCUCAGGGAAGUGGAGAAAAUGGACGUUGGAGGUUUAUGGCCUCUGCAGAGAGGUUCUCCAUCCCGGGGCCUGGAAAAAGAGGCUGCUCAGGAGCUGGCUCAUAUGAUGAACCUUUACCUAUUGCAAAAGCGUCCUUUGCAAAGAGUGCUUCCUCUCAUCCAUCUAGAGGUCUUGCUAAGGAUGUAACAAGGGAGUCAGCUGGGCCAGGUUCAUUUGGCCACCCUGCUGUGGAUGGGAGAAGCUGGUGUUCCAGAGGGACCCCCUUUCCAAACUACAAAGGGCAGGUGAAAAGUGCAAAUGGGUUUUUACCUACAACACAAGUGCUCCCCCUGAGGAAAGAGUGGGAGGGUGAUGAAGAAUUUCUCUCCCUGCCUCCAAGACUGCGGGAGCUGGAAAGGCUGUCUCAGUUUCUGUCCAAUCUUUCCUUAACUAUAAGGAUGCCUGGGCAGGACCAUCAUAACUUCCCACGUCACAGCGACAGCACGCAGCCCUUUUUAUCCAAGUUGGCUCCUUUUGGAGAAGCGGGUGGCAGGGACAAAAGAGGGAAUAUUGAGGAUUUUGCUGGGCUGUGGCACCCCUGCAGCUCUCGAAAGCUCAGCUGGGAAAAUACUGAAUUGGGUAGCCAGAUCCAUAGGGAUCCUCUGCGGGGGCUUCAUCUGCCGACCCGUCUCAGGGACACAUUGGAUGGGACAUACCUAAAUGAACCACGAGUCAAGGGGCAUCUGAAGAAGAGCCAGCAGAGCGAGUCCCUUUCCCAGUGUGUUAAGAUGUUUUGCUGCCAGCUGGAAGAGCUAAUUCGUUGGCUGUACAACGUCGCGGACAUCACCAACAGCUGGGUCCCAGCCUCGCCAGACGCUGAGAGCCUGAAGGCAUCGCUGCACCGCUGCUUGGAGUUCAGGAAAGACGUGGCCAGCCACCGGAGCCUGACAGAGAGUGUGCUGGAGAGGGGAGAAGCUCUCCUUGACUGCAUGGCAUCAAAUUCGCCAGCUCUGAAAGACACGCUGGGUUUGAUUGCAAAACAGUCAGAAGAGCUAGAAACCCACGCGGAGCAUUUGUACGAGUCCGUUCUAGCUGCUGUGGGUCCCGUGGAGGCCAAGGAUGGGAUGGAGGAUGAGGGGGUGCAGCAGACGGCUGCUCAGUGGGUGCUGCCUCUAACUGACCUGGGUGGUGCUAGCCAGUCUCGGGAUGGCUGAGAAGACCUGCAGCACGCACCAAAGCACUUCCUUCACGUCUUGCAGAAAUGCCAAAUACGUAUGAUUGUAGUGGUCCAUGUUAGCCAGCCCAGCCUGACCACAGUUUGUUUUUUCACUGUGGCUUGAGAAAGGCAAGCUGCACAGCAGUUAAUUGGCUACUGGGAUGUCUCGCCACUAGUGCUAUGUUGGGGAGCUUUCUGCAUGCAGAAUGUACAGCUGGCCUUUCCUUGGGUUGUUUUUAAUGUAUUUUUUUUUUGUUGGUUUUUUUUUUAGUCACCUAUUCCUUCUGUUAGCAAAAUGUCAGGAACGUGUGGGGUUUUUUUUAACUGAGUAAUCCAGAGUGUGCUGUGCAACUCACUUCUAAGUAAAGCCAUGUGAUUUCAAUA